Molecule: messenger RNA, 2195 nt
Organism: Galleria mellonella (greater wax moth)
Lineage: Eukaryota; Metazoa; Arthropoda; Insecta; Lepidoptera; Pyralidae
Exons: 7
Coding region: 325-1026 (233 amino acids)
Biological process (GO): small GTPase-mediated signal transduction
Molecular function (GO): GTP binding; GTPase activity
Source: RefSeq, a predicted model, not a curated record
UUGAUUGUCGACAUCUCGUCUCAGAGGUUGUUCACAUACCUGAAUGGCCGUAGCUCGUAGUAUCCGAGAAUGGACCGUUCAGCAGCUCACAUUCAAGCUGACAAGUCAGUGUCGCUUCUGUAUCGGUGGUGGUAGGUCGUGUUUUUUUGUCGAAUUUUUCUACGAAACCGGCGUCCGCGUGUGUUUCGCUAUCGAAAGUGAUUUAGUAUAGAAUGAAUACAUUUUUUAAUCUUGCCAAGUGAAGUUUAAAAACAUGUGCGUUUAAUUAGUUGUGUCACCGUAGUUCGCUCGCUUUUGGAUUGACUGAGAUAAACACCAGUGAAGAUGUGGUCAGGCAAGAAGUGUUCAGAGACUGGUUCAGCGGGAACCCCCACCGCUGAGGAGGAGAUCAAAGUGGUACUGGUUGGAGACACACAGUGCGGGAAGACCACUCUUGUUCAGAGAUUUGUCACCGACACUUUUAUUGAGGCGUACACACCGACCGGUUUCGAAAAGUAUGGCUACACAUGCACCGUAGCCGACUAUAGAGUGAACUUCUCAGUUUGGGACACAUCGGGUACCACAGCAUACGACACGGUGCGCCCCCUAGCGUACCAGGACGCGAGGAUUUUCAUGCUGUGCUUCAACAUAGCUGAACCGGACUCACUACAUAACGCAGCGGCCAAGUGGUACAGAGAAGUGCGUACACACGGCGGCGCGGCGCCGGUCCUGCUCUGCGGCUGCAAGGCGGACCUGAGGCAUGAGAAGGAAACCCUCACUCUCCUCUCCAAGCUCAAGACGCAUCCUGUCACUAGUGAAGAGGCUCUGUCAGUAGCACGACAAUUAGGCGCAACCACAUACGUAGAGACGUCAGCGAGAGCUUCCAGCAAAGGAGUCAGGGAUGCCUUUGAGGUGGCUGCUUUGGCGGCUCUGGGAAAACUGAAUAAGCAGCAAAUGAAACAGCAGAAGCAAGUGGGACGCAGCAAAAGCAAACGCGACUUGAAAGCCGAGCUGAAAGGGCGGGCGAAGAGCUGCUGCGUCAUGUGAUCCGUAGCCGGCCACCCUUCGCGGUGGCCGCACGAUUGCUAAGUGACCACCGCCUUUCCAGAAAGUUCUGCAAGCUCAUACAAAAGAAAAAUUCCAGCUCUUGGAAUUUUACUAAAACGGAAUAUUUCUGGGCCUAAAAUAGUGCCCUGAGUGACUCCCGACUCCAAAUUUGUCCUUAUUAUGAUGUGGAGAAAUAAAUACAUUGACUUAAUUACGCUAUUGUCCGACGUAAUGCAAAAGUGAUUUAGAAAUACUAAGACAUUUCACGAUUCUGAAGAUGAGUGAUAACAUGGUUGAAAGCCUCGUAAAAGUCAAGGUUACUAGGAAAAUAAAGAAUAAGUUUUAGAUUUAAAUGGAAGUGGAACCGAGUUCGUUUCAAAACGUAUUAUGGACUUCCUGUCGAAGGUAUCAGUGAAACUAAGGUGCGAUGUAAAAUAACCCCCAGGGUUGGAGCGUAAGCCUGUGAUAAUGUAAAAAACUAGAAAUUCUGAAAGAAAUGAAUGUAGAAAUGUUUAGAAAUUUGUUUAGAAAGGCACUUAAACGCUCAGAUCCAAUAAAGAUAUAAAUAAAAAUAGAAUUUUCAUUUAACAUAAAUAGAUAGUAAGUGGAUAUUUACAAUAUAAUCAUAAAUUGUAAAAAACAAUUCAUAUUAAAGUAGAUAAAUUAGGUGUUUUCAUAUACAUCAAAAUAUACAUUAAAAUGAUAACUGAAUUAUAAUAAAGGUUUUUUUCAAAAUGGUAGUGUUUUCAGGUUUGUUGCCAAAGUUAUUUUGAAACCUGCCCUGAUUUUUUUUUAAGUUAGAUCAAAUUUUAACAUUCUAAAAUGCUUGGUGGUUUGUUCAUAGACAAAUUCCACCAAAUUUUAUGGUUAUUUUAUAGCAACAAGCUAAAAGUCUUUCUUUGUGAUAUAAAUACGUAAUAUAGUAAAAAUAAAUGCACAAUUAUGGACAAUACUAAAUUACGGAGGUCCAUUUGCUAGUUAGUUCCACGUCCAUGUUUGCUAGAAAUUAGAUUUUUGUACAAUAACUGUGUAUUAAUAAAUGUUGCUUGUAUGUAAAAAAUAUUUUUUUCUAAAAUGAGACAUAAUUUUCUUUAUAGUUUUUACUAAGUUUUUUGCACCUGUUACACUAUUUCUUUUUAUGGUUAUUUUAAAUUUAAUUCUAAAUCCAU